AUGGCCGAAUCAAAACAGCUUCAACAAGAAAAUAAAGAUCGCGAGAAAGAAAGGAUACCAUGCCGGUAUUUUAUUCGUGGAUCAUGCCGAGAAGGUACCAGGUGUGCAUACUCUCAUGAUGAAGCUGAUAUUCCUGUAUGUCGAUAUUUUCUGGGAGGAUCUUGUUUGUACGGUGACAAAUGUUGGUUUCAACAUCCAAAGGAUGAUUAUAACAUGUCAAGGUUGGUUGGCUAUCCUUGUCGUCUUGAGGACUUUGAUUGUUUUCUCGGCGAAGUUUUGUAUCACAUAAGACAGAAGAAUCCAGAUGUUUGGAAUAAAGAUUGGUUAGCAUAUCUACUUGAAAGGUUUGAGAGUAACCUUGAAUGCUCUGAUGUUGAUGCGGUUGACGUUCUUUCCAGUUAUGGCAGGCUCCUAAACGAUCCUGCUGAGUUAGGGGAAAUCGCUCGUGCCUAUCUAGAAAAAACAGGUCUUCAAAAUAGCUUUGAGUGUCGCUGCAAAACUCCAGAAUGUCAUUGUCCAAUUGAAGUUGAUGAAGGCGUCGCAUUCAUUUUAUUUGAUGGUUUAAAUAGAAGAUUGAAGUGGAAGAUUAAUGAGAAGAAAGCUUUCUUUUGCAAAGCUGUUGACGGAUUGUUUUUGAAAGGAGUUCUUUGUCAACUUGGUAAUGUCUUAGCAUGGGCGACGAACGUAGGAAGUGAAUGCAAAAGUCGGGAAGAGCCACAGUUGAACAAAGUAAAUAUGCCUUUAUCAAAAUGUCCGAAUGCAGACUGCAGUAACAACGCAAAGAGAGAUUGUUUAAACAACUUAUGUGGUUUGUGCUGUAAACGAAGUGGUUUGUGGUGCGAUGUUCACGUGAACCUUUUUCCAACUCGUUACCAGACCGUUCGUGCGCAUGAUCUCGUCAAACCACGUGUAAAUUUUUCCACUAAGGAAGAUCUUGAUUCAUUCAUGGAAGCAAAGGAAGAUGCCAAUGCUGUUUGCUUCGGACAGGAUUUGUCUGUGACUGAUAACGAUGUCAUCAGAGUUAUUGACCUGUGUAAAAACUUAGUUCUGCUGGAGCUAGGCUCGUGUGAUACGGGAAAUCCAGGAGGACAUGUGACAAAUGCCCUAUUAAAGUACAUUGCACGAAAUCGACCUCAUCUUCGAAAACUACGAUUGGAAUCAGCAACAUCUGUCAACGACGACGGUGUCAUUGAGUUAGUGAUGGCCUGCCAUCAUUUGGAAUUUCUCGAGGUUUCAGGAAACGACAAAAUCAGUGGCGAUUUGACAGAUCGCACAAUGAAAAUAUUCUUUGAUCUUGAUGUGACUCCAAGUCUUAAAACAUUGAUCAUCACCGAUCAACAAGGGAUCAGCUAUGACAUUGUGAUGAGGUUACGACGCUGCCGACCAAACUUGGAAAUAACCGCUGGUGAGACAGACAGCGAUAGCAUGGCGUGGUCUUUAAUCCUGGGCAUGACUGGUGGAUGGUACGGAUCUGGCUUGUAUUGAUGGCGACACUUGCUUCAGUUUUACAUAAAGCUUUACAUGAAGUUUUGUAAAAUUUUUGUUGUCUAUAAUAUAUUGAGUAAUUGAGUUGAUCUCAUUGUGUGCAGAUAUAAAAAAAAGGAAAUGUUUUAUUUAUCCUUUAUGGAAAAUUUAUAUACAAAAUUUGAAUUAUAAAGAGUUGAUCUCAUUGCGUGAAAAA
Messenger RNA from Xenia sp. Carnegie-2017, 1681 nucleotides. RefSeq lists its product as uncharacterized. The transcript has 7 exons. The record is from RefSeq and is a predicted model, not a curated record. Gene Ontology annotation, molecular function: ubiquitin protein ligase activity; metal ion binding. Lineage: Eukaryota; Metazoa; Cnidaria; Anthozoa; Malacalcyonacea; Xeniidae. Bases 1 to 1485 code for a protein of 494 amino acids. Gene Ontology annotation, biological process: protein polyubiquitination.